Puntigrus tetrazona (Sumatra barb) is the source of this 6697-nucleotide messenger RNA. It is a transcript of the gene ggt1a, whose product is annotated as gamma-glutamyltransferase 1a. The transcript is spliced from 13 exons. Bases 3117 to 4874 code for a protein of 585 amino acids. Gene Ontology annotation, molecular function: glutathione gamma-glutamate hydrolase. Lineage: Eukaryota; Metazoa; Chordata; Actinopteri; Cypriniformes; Cyprinidae. The record is from RefSeq and is a predicted model, not a curated record. Gene Ontology annotation, cellular component: plasma membrane. Gene Ontology annotation, biological process: regulation of inflammatory response; regulation of immune system process; glutathione catabolic process.
CAAAUCGUAGGAUCGAAAAGUGUGUGCGAAUUCGAUACAAGCUUCAAACCACUCGUAAUAAUUGUAAUUUCGAGAUGAAAAUACGUGAAGCCCUACUUGGAGCUGUUCACGCUCAUGGAGUCAACAUGGCACAAUGAAUCUGAAGUUGGCACAACUCUUUUACAAUCACUGUAAUUAUAAAAUGGAGUGAACGCAACUAUUAGAAAUAAGAGAAUCAUACGUGUUUGGAAGCUUCUUGAGACAGUGUCUAUAAACUGCACUACCAAGAUGAAUACCUGCUUCGUAGGCUAAAUCUGUUUUGCAUAAAUAACAUUCCUCAACAAGUCAUUUUUAUGAUUUAUCCACAAGAGGUACAAAGGUUACAUAGUGUGGCCGUUUGUGUUUUCACGGGAAACGUCUGAGACAUAGAUAGCAAUACGUUGUAAAAAUGCUAAUGUGCUGACUUUUCCUGGAGUUACAUUAGCAUCGAUAGCAGUAUAGAAACUCUUCAUAUGAAGAGUCACAGCUCUUCUGGUGUUGAAUGGCCGUGACACAUUUUGCCUCACCGGACACCUUCUAACUGAUAUCGUGGCCUAGACACAGUUUUAAGCCUUUUCUUAUUCGGCUGCUGGAAAGCUUUUCAUUAUCUGUCCAAAGUGACGUGACAGAUGGGAUAGACCUUAGCAACAGACCUUACUGAUGUCCCUGUCUGAUUCGCAGCCUUGUUCAAAAUAUCUGCCGAAACUCCAUCUGUCUUUUAUUUCCAAUGUAAAGGCAAGCUUAAAAAAUAGACACAAAAAAAAACAGUUCCCGCUGGGGUUGAUUUUCAAAAACCUGUCAGUAAGCUUUUGCAUAUAAAAUUGCUGGCUGCGCGUUGUCGUACGAUAUUAGCAUGAUCCAUAUAUGAAAUUUACUUGAAAGGGAACUUAUAUAAAAGUUUAUGUAGACUGUAAAAUAUAACUUAAUUUUUUUUAAUACCAAAGAAGCUAUUUUUACCUGAUUUAACUCAUAAAAAUGAGUUUUGCUGGUAAAGUUUUUUUAAUAAUAUUGUUUAUGUCACAAUUUGUGGGUUACGUUUUGGCUACCACUUUUUUUCUUUGGUUCCCCAAAGAACCUAUUUUCAGUGAACAGUAUAACUAUAAUAAAUUAGCUUUUCUUAGUGUAAAGAAUAUUUCAAUAAUGUUUUAAUAAUUGAUUUUAUUUACAUAUAAUGUAUUUAAUGUAAUAAUUGUCACUCAUUUGGAUUCGUUGUUGUUGUUUUCUCCUCUCCCAUGUGUUCUGUGUGCCCUACUUUCUGUUAAUUAUCCUAUUGGGUUCAGCUGUGUCUAGUUCAUUUAGUGAUUUUCUGUGUGUGUAUAAGUUCCAGUUUGCUUCUGUUUAAUCGUCCAUUCUUGCUGUUUAUUCGUGUGGUUGCCUGCCUGCGAUAUUGUUAUUUUGCUCGUUUGUAGAAGAUUAAAACUGUUAAAAGCGCCUAGCGCUUCUCUCUACGACCACACUGUGACGAUAAUCUUUAAAUAAUACAUUUUUUUUACAUUUUUUAUUUUUCCCAGUGUAAUAAACUAGCUGGCAUCACGGCUUCCCUUAAAUAGCCAAACAAGACUGUACAUGAAAAAUGAAAGCUAGAUUGCAUGCUUUUGAAAAGAGCGUUAAGCGCUGGUGUCUUUUGUUAGUGUAGUUGAUAUAAUAUCGAGAUAAACAAGGGCAGAUAUGUAUUUAUUAGCAGAUGUUCAAACAGUUCAAUGAUUGUGAGGCAAAUUGAAUGAUUGUGAGACAUCGGCAUGGGAUUAAUUAAACAAUGCGUGAUGAUUUGUUCGUCAAAUGUAAUUUCCGAUCAGUUCUGUGAUUUCCUAGUAGGUGACUAGGUAGCAUUCUCUCACCCUAAAAACAACUGAAAGUAAACACUCAUGCACAGACAUGCUCUUUAUCCAUUUACUCAACAAAAAAUCCGGUUUUAUGCAACAAGGGACUGCUGAGUGACACCGUAUUAAUAAAUCGUGGACAGUGUGCUACACAUAAUGGGAGGAGCUGAAGACAAAUUACAGUCUCCGCUGUCACUCUCUUAUUGAACCGAGGAUGCUGGGACAAAAGGUCUCUUGAACAGGUCUAAUAAUGCUUCAAGUGUCUUGUCCCGUGCUGAAAAGUGCUGACUGGCUGUUUUUUUAUGGCGGUAUUAUUACGUAAAUGUGUUCUUUGACGCCAGGUACAAGAAUUGUGACUGUUAGAAAGUUCCUGAAUUUUCUGUCAUUGGUAUUAAGUGCCGAGAGCCUGAAAUGGUCUUUCCUCGCUCUUGAAUAAAGUCCCUGGGCGUUUUACAAACAUAAAAAUGUCAUUUCCAAAGUCGAGAAUAUUUCCUCUGUGGUUUUGUCACUCGUUCUGCUGUGAGGCACGAUGCAUCAGAGACAUUGCUUAGAAGUCUUACGUAACAUACAGUGCUGACUCGCUUAACUAAUCUUUAAUAAUAACGUCCAAAAGUCUAAGACCACCAGUGAAGAUGUUUCUAUGCAUUUUUUCUGAUGUCUGAGUGAACAUGACUUGGAUAUCAUCACAUGAAUGAUUUACUUAACAUCAGUUUUAAGUAUGUGUAUGGGACCUUUUACUGUAAUUCAAGCUAACGUGGACAGUUUAUUCAAAACCUGAUGAUCAAGCAUGAUUUCAAGAGCACCUUGUUCUUCAAAAGAAAAAAGAACAUUUGACCUUUUUUUACAGGGGAGUUUAAAUGGCCAAUGUCACACAUUGUCUUAUUUGAUUAGUGACCUGUACUGCCAAAUCUUUAAUAUUUCUAUGCAUUUUUCCAUUUUCCUUUGUAAAAUUUUAACGGUUUAAAUGAAAUGUAAAUAUGUGAGAAUAAGGGUGGAGUAAACGCAUUGUCUGCAAGACUGCUGUAAUUUGACCUCUGUAGUUCCUAAGCUCUUAAGAAAAGGGUGAGGUUAUGAGUAAUACCUGUCUUUACAGGUCAAGACCGAAAAAUUAAAAAAUCAUCCUGUCUUAGCCAAUCACCAAGUAAGGAAGGCUGGGACCAGGUUGAUUUAUAACCUCUGGAGUUAAAUUUUCAUUAGCACAAAAUAUAUGCCUCCGGAACUAUCUACACUUAUCCACACUUAAUACAUACACUUGUUCAAGAAAAGUGUCUCUUGAUUAUGGUUAACCAGAGUAAAUCAUCUGCGAGGAAAAUGGUCAAGAAGUCUCUUAUGGCUGGUCUGGUGGUCUUGCUUGUGGCUGCAGUGGGUUUUUUCCUGGGUGUGUAUUUGGGAAUCGGAAACAAGAAACUCACUGUAUCCUCGGACCACUUCUACUCAAAAGCAGCCGUGGCAGCAGAUGCCGGGAAGUGCUCUGAGGUUGGAAGGGACAUCUUGAAGCGCAAUGGUUCGGCGGUUGAUGCGUCUAUUGCGGCUCUGUUGUGUGUCGGGCUGUUCAACGCGCACAGCAUGGGCAUCGGAGGAGGGCUGUUCUUCACCAUAUACAAUGCGUCAACAGGAAAGGUUGAGACAAUUGAUGCCAGAGAAACUGCUCCAAUGAACGCUUCAGAGGACAUGUUUGGCAAUAACACCCAGCUGUCACGAAAAGGAGGGUUGUCCAUCGCCAUACCAGGAGAAAUCCGUGGUUACGAGAUGGCGCACAAAAGACAUGGGAGACUGCCAUGGAGGGAACUGUUCGAGCCCAGUAUAGAAUUGGCACGCAAUGGUUUUCCAGUUGGCAGGGCCUUGGCCAACGCUAUUGCAAAAAACAAGGACUCAAUUCUGAGUGACGUUACAUUGUGUGAAGUGUUUUGUGACUCAGACAAAAACCUCCUGAAGGAAAAUGAUAUCAUUAGAUUUCUCAAACUUGCUGACACCUACGAGAAGAUAGCGGAAGAGGGGCCGGAUGUUUUUUACAAUGGAUCUAUGGCCCAGAAUAUAGUAGAUGAUAUCCAGGCUGCAGGAGGGAUUAUAACACUUGAGGACCUAAUGGAAUAUAAGCCAGUGUUGAAUGAGACCCCGCUCAAGUUAAAUGUGGGAGAGUACACCAUUAAUGUUCCUGAUGCUCCAUCCAGUGGACCUGUACUCGCUCUGAUUCUCAACAUAGUGGAUGGUUUCAACUUCUCAGACAGCAGCGUGUCCACAUCGGAGAAGAGGACUUUGACAUACCAUCGCAUUGUAGAAGCGUUUCGUUUUGCUUAUGCCAAGAGGAGUAAACUGGGAGACCCACGUUACCUCAACAUCACUGACCUCAUCCACAACAUGACCUCAGACUACUUUGCAGACAACAUUAGGAGUAAAAUUACAGAUGACACUACUCACCCAGACAACUACUAUGAUCCUGAGUACUUUGUCCCUGAUAACCAUGGCACGGCUCACCUGUCAGUUAUCGCGGAGGACGGGAGCGCGGUGGCAGCCACCAGCACCAUCAACCUUUAUUUUGGCUCGAAGGUGAUGUCACGCUCAACUGGCAUUAUUUUUAAUGACGAGAUGGAUGACUUCAGCUCUCCUUAUAUUACCAAUGGUUUUGGGGUUCCCCCUUCACCCAAUAACUUCAUUCAGCCAGGUAAAAGACCGCUUUCAUCGAUGUGCCCCACGAUAAUAUUUGACAAACACCAUAGAGUCAAAAUGGUGGUUGGGGCCUCAGGGGGGACGAAAAUCACCACUGCAACUGCUCUGGUGAUACUGAACUCACUGUUCUUUAACUAUGAUCUUAAAAAAGCAGUCACAGAGCCUAGAGUCCACAACCAGCUCAACCCCAACAUGACAGUUGUGGAACAGGACUUUGAGCAGAGCGUUCUUGAUGGCCUGGCUCAGAAGAAUCACGUAACAGAGCUGCAGAGGACCCCAGGAUCAGUAGUCCAGGCCAUUGUGAGACAAGGAGACAAACUCUGUGCCGAAUCUGACCCCAGGAAAGGCGGCUAUCCUGCAGGAUAUUGAACAACACUCCCUUUCUCCCUUCUCAAUCUUUGUGGGCCUUCAGUCAUUGGUGACACAGUCAAGAACCAUGAAAAAUGAAUAUAUACACGUAAUAAGGCAAUGCACCUCUCAGUCCAAACCAUCAACAUGGACCCCAAUGCACAAGGUUUGCACGAAGACUCCCUGUAUUUAUUAACAUUUCUUUUUUUCUUUUUGAUGGGAAAAUGUUUUAUCGGUAUCAACAGUGCCUAACUUUCAUAUUGAACGGUCUAUGAUAUUUCCAAGCUUAUUUAUUCCUUUUGUGUGUAGAGAAAGAGGAUUGAUUAUCAGUAUGUGGGGGUCCUUUGUUGUGUAAUGGAGUUCUUUGAGUUAAUGGAACACGUUAAGAUCGAUUCGAAAUGAGCAAUACAAAAUGUGACAAAGUCAGGGAAAUAAGUAUGAAAUUAAUCAUAGUAAUAAAAAUACUACUUUUUUUUUUUUUUGCAAAAAAAGUCAUGAAAAACAUGAUCUCUCGAAGCUUCUGUUUUUUCAUGGGACACACUGUAAUAAUAAAACACUGUGAAAAUGUGUGGAAACUCUAUUAUAUUAUUAAUAUAUAUAUCUAUCAAUAAGCUGAAUGUUUCAAUUAAAGCUCCAGCGUAUUCAUUUUUAAAUAGUGAACUGGAAUGGUACUAUUUUUAUGGUAAAAUCAUAGAACGGCGUGUACAGCUUCAGAUUACCUCACUGGACACGUUGGCCUCUGUAUACAGCCAUUCUCUCAUGAGAUGACUCGCAUAAUGUGAAAUGCUGUUAUUGUUAUGAGUAAAUGAUAUGUUUGUGUGAAAAAGACCUCAGUUCCAAGGCAGAAAGGCAUGUUCACUUCAGGUCUGUUAUUCUCUAAUGUUAGUCUCAUUGUACGUUUGAAUAUAAUUUAAAGGAAUAGCUCACUCAAAAAUGAAUUUGCUGAUAAUUUACAGACCAAGAUGUAGAUGAGUUUAUUCAUCCGACCAGAUUUGGAGAAAUUUAGCAUCGCAUCAGUCACCGGUAGAACCUCUGCAGUGAAUGGGUACCGUCAGGAUGAGAUUUCAAACACCAGAUCGAAACAAUUAAAGUGAAAAUUCUUUGUAAGGGACAAAUCCAUCAGAAUGUUUUAAAUUGAAACCAUUGCUUCUGUCCGUAAUCCAAAAUAACUCUUUCUUCAUUGGAAAAAGUCCAUCCUCUGUUGUCCUCUCACUUUAAAAUCCACUGACAUAUUUGUUUAUAACUGUUUUAGGCGGUUUUCUCUUGUAAACUGUGCUUGAUUUGUCCAUAUUUCUGUCCUGAAUCAGAUCAGAUAAGACAACUUUUUUUUACUAUAGAAAACAAUAUUAUCUAGAGACGAUGUGUAUUUUAGCCAGAAACAAUGGUUUGAAGUUUAAAAAAAUCAUGAUGGACUGGAGUAGUAUGUGGAUUACUUGUGGAUUAAUUUUUUUUUAUCAGCUUUUUGGACUCUCAUUCUGACGGCACCCAUUCACUUGCACAGGAUCCAGAGGAGAAAUGGUUGCAAUGCUAAAUUUAUACAAAUCUGUUCUAAUGAAGAUACAAACUCAACUACAUCUUGGAUGGUCUGAUUUUUAGAUCAUUUUCAUUCCUUUAAGGGUUAUCACUAAACUGUUUGUUGCCAAAUCAUAUAACUGCAGUAUCACCCUGUAUAAUGUACAGAUCACAUUAAUCUAUAUCAUGAAGCUAGAGAUGUUAAUGUUCAUCAUGAAGUGACCCUGUGGUGUUAAUGUAUAGUGCAUUCAGAGAAAUACAUGUGUAUAUAUUUUUUAAACAUCCACUGUUCUGUGGCUGUUGUUAUGCUGUUAAUUAAACUGUUUUUGGAC